Molecule: messenger RNA, 1419 nt
Organism: Penicillium argentinense
Lineage: Eukaryota; Fungi; Ascomycota; Eurotiomycetes; Eurotiales; Aspergillaceae
Product: NAD-dependent succinate-semialdehyde dehydrogenase
Exons: 3
Coding region: 1-1419 (472 amino acids)
Molecular function (GO): succinate-semialdehyde dehydrogenase (NAD+) activity
Source: RefSeq, a predicted model, not a curated record
AUGGCCCCCGCAUUCUCCGCCAGUCUGAAGGACCCCGGCCUCUUCGUCGAAGGCUCCUACAUCAACGGCCAAUGGGUUGCGUCACAGACCGGCAAGACCUUCAACGUCUACAAUCCCGCCAACGAGGCGCUGGUCGGCCAAUGCCCCGAAUCCACCACCGAAGACAUCAACGCUGCCAUUCAGGCGGCCGCGAAGGCUUUCCCCACAUGGCGAUCGCAAUCCGGCCGGCAGCGCGGUCGCAUUCUGCGCCGUUUCUUCGAGCUCAUCGUCGAGAACAAGGAGGACAUUGGCAAUAUCAUUACAGCUGAGAACGCCAAGGCCAAGGGCGAUGCUGAGGGAGAAGCGCUCUUAUCAGCUGGAUUCUUCGAAUGGUUCUCCGAAGAGGCACCCCGGAUCUAUGGCGAUGUGAUCCCCCACAGCAACCCCUCCAGCCGCACACAGGUCAUCAAGGAGCCCAUCGGCGUGUGCGGCCUUACCACCCCGUGGAACUUCCCCAUGGCCAUGGGAGCGCGCAAGGUGGCCGCUGCCCUGGCCGCGGGCUGCACAGUCGUUAUGAAGUCGGAUGGCCUCACCCCUUCUCCUCUAAUGCGCUGGCUGCCCUCGCACAGCGCGCGGUCGGAUGUCGUGAAGAAGAUCUCUUUCACAGGCUCUACCCGCGUCGGCAAGAUCCUGAUGCAGCAGUCGAGUAACACCCUGAAGAAACUCAGCCUCGAGCUCGGCGGUAACGCCCCCUUCAUCGUAUUCGACGACGCCAACCUUGAGAACACCGUCACUGCCGCCGUCAUUAGCAAGUCCAAGGUAACCGACCAGACCUGCGUGUGCGCCAACCGAUUCUUCGUGCAGGAGGGGAUCUACGAGAAAUUCACCAAGCGCUUCGUCGAGAACAUGAAGAAGUGCUCCGUCGGAGACGGGCAGAAAAACUCCGUGACACAUGGCCCUCUGACCAACGGCAUCGAAAAAGCCGGGGGGCACAUCCACGACGCCGUAAACAAGGGAGUCACUAUUCUCCUAGGCGGCAAGGCCUUGACAUCUCUCGGAAAGAAUUUCCACGAGCUCACUAUCCUGGGUAACGUGGACGAUUCCACUAAGAGCAACUCGGAGGAGUCAUUUGGAUCCGUCGCUGCCAUCUCAAAAUUCAAGACUGAAGACGAGGUGGUUCGUGGCGCGAACAAUGCCGAAGUUGGCCUGGCGUCAUACCUCAUGACCUCGGACCUCGGAAAGGCACACCGUGUCUCUGAGAGACUUGAAUUUGGCAUGGUUGGUAUCAAUACUGGCGUUAUCUCUGACUCUGCUGCACCAUUUGGCAGCUUCAAGCACUCUGGCAUGGGACGUGAGGGCAGCAAGUACGGCAUUGAUGACUACAUUAACAUCAAAACGAUCGUGACUGGUGACAUCAACACCGUGCACUCAAGCCUGUGA